CACAACAGAAACUUCGUCGCCAUCGUCGCCAUCGACUGCAAAGAACCCGUCCACUCGUUGAUAUCUAUCAUACCUUGCAAUGAAGUCAUUUGCUAUUCUCUCCUUAUUUAUCACUGCUUCUUUGGCACAGUCUUCCUCCAGUCCCAAUCCUUACAUUCCUUCAGGAAUCAGUCAAGGUUGUUCAGACUAUUUGACUAGUCUGAACAGCAACAGCAGCUUCUCCUCCUGUACAACGCCGAUUACAUCUGCGACAUCUGCGUUCGCACCCGGGGUCAACUCGAGUGACAUCACCACGAGCCUUAUCAACACUGUAUUGAGCAACCUCUGCUCGGCAUCUGCAUUCGCUGCAUGCCCUGACAGCACUGUUCGUUCUCAGUUGUUGUCCUACUACUCGGCAUGCUCAACAGAGCUCACGACGAAUAUCAAUACCGAUGUCCUCAGGACUUACGAUGUUCUCUAUGUCCUGACGCCACUCAGAGAAGCCGUAUGCUCAAAAUCUGACAACGGGCAAUACUGUGUCACACAGCUGAACACCACGUCCAGCAGUUCUGCUGCUGGAAAUGUGGCUUUGGUGACCCCCAAUAAACAACAGGCGUUGCAGCAAUACCUGUAUACAACGUCUAAUAGUGGGGCUUCCGCACGUCGGGACGUCAGCAACUCCACCACUGCACUUAUUCCCAACACCACGACAUUCCAGGAUACCAAUCUCGUCUUCCUCUUCCUUGAUCCCAAAAUGAAUUCGACUCAACUCUGCACCACUUGCACACGCAACAUUCUCACGUCAUACAUCACGUUCGAGUCCAGCCUCCCUUACGCCCCAGGUCUGAGCAACAGCUUGCUGCUCGGUGGUCAGUCUACUCUUUACAAUGCCGUCACGACAACUUGCUCGAGUGGCUUCUUGAGUGGCGCUGUGCAGGCUGCCGGCGGCCUGUCCAGUGGUCUUCUCAGUGGCAGUCCCCGGUCAAUAAAUGCAGAUGUAUCGUUGCUCGUCAGUGCUAUCUUAGGUGCUGCAGGUCUUGCGGUCACAGCUUUCUGAGGCCUACACUAUACAAGUCUAGAAGACUCGUAGCUGAUAGUUGUGGAAUUUUGAUGGUUUGUUUAUGGUGACUGGAACGGACUUGUCUAUUAUUAUACCUGUUGCAAUUCCUCUUUAGACAAAUACUCUCCAGGCAUUAUCUUUGAAGUUAUUUGUCUUCUUCCCUUUCACUUUUUGAUCCUUGUGGACAUGGUGUGCUUGGAAUCCUUUCAGUCGUUUGCCCGGUAUCAAUUCGGCUCAAUAUACCAACGUACUCAUCUCAUUAAUGAUACAAUAAGCUUGUCGGCUGUGCCGCGAGGCCUUAGAAUUGUUCUAUACCUACAGUAUCCAAAUAAACAAGUGCAGUUCGCAAACGUA
Messenger RNA from Suillus discolor, 1393 nucleotides. RefSeq lists its product as uncharacterized. The record is from RefSeq and is a predicted model, not a curated record. Lineage: Eukaryota; Fungi; Basidiomycota; Agaricomycetes; Boletales; Suillaceae. The transcript has 2 exons. Bases 80 to 1036 code for a protein of 318 amino acids.